Messenger RNA from Pseudozyma flocculosa PF-1, 780 nucleotides. RefSeq lists its product as uncharacterized. NCBI's taxonomy places the organism in Eukaryota, Fungi, Basidiomycota, Ustilaginomycetes, Ustilaginales, Ustilaginaceae. The record is from RefSeq and is a predicted model, not a curated record. The transcript has 8 exons. Gene Ontology annotation, molecular function: acetate transmembrane transporter activity. The coding region runs from base 1 to 780 and encodes 259 amino acids. Gene Ontology annotation, cellular component: plasma membrane.
AUGACCACCCCUUACCGUGUGCCAUCGCUCAAGGCCCAGUUUGGCCUGGCCGAGGACCCCAAUGCCCCAGCCCACAUCACCACUUCGGCCGGCCACAAGCUCACCCGCACAAUCACACCCGGCGGCCAUGAGCUCGACUCGACCCAGCCCGGUUUCCCUGUGUACCACCGCAGGAUCGCAAACCCCGUCCCGUUGAUGUCGAUCGCCACAGGUGCCUCUCUCAUGAUCCUGGGCUUCGGUCUUUGCAAGAUCCGCAACAUUGAGAACUACACCAUCUGGUACACCGUCGGUCUCCCCCUUGGCAUGGUGGGCAACUUUACUGCCUCCAUGUUCGCCUUCGCCGAGGGUUCCACCUUCCUUGCCACCCUCGCCGGCACCCUCGCUGGCCUGCUCGGAGGUCUUGCCAUCUGCUUCCUUCCCUGGGCCGGUGUCCAGGCCUCGUACGUCGUCGGAGCGGCCGGUAACAUUCAGCAGGGAACUCUCGACUUUUACACUGCUGUUUCGAUGGUGACGCUGGUUGGAAUGGUCCCGCUCUUCUGCAUCCUGCUGGCUUCGCUGCGCUCGUCGGUCCCUGUGACGCAGUCGAUCACGCUCAUCAUCAUCGCGCUCAUCCUCGAGGGCGUAAACAACCUCCAGUACCCGCGUCCCGCGCUCCAGACGGCAGGCGGCGUCAUCUUUAUCAUCGUUGGCGUGACGCUCGAGUACCUGGCAGUCGCCGUCAUGCUCCAGGAGGAGGGCCUCAAGCUUCUCCCCGUCAUGCCCCUUCCUCGCGUCGAAUGA